Molecule: messenger RNA, 4384 nt
Organism: Elgaria multicarinata webbii
Lineage: Eukaryota; Metazoa; Chordata; Lepidosauria; Squamata; Anguidae
Gene: ADGRA3
Product: adhesion G protein-coupled receptor A3
Exons: 19
Coding region: 72-4049 (1325 amino acids)
Biological process (GO): G protein-coupled receptor signaling pathway; cell surface receptor signaling pathway
Cellular component (GO): plasma membrane; external side of plasma membrane
Molecular function (GO): G protein-coupled receptor activity; protein binding
Source: RefSeq, a predicted model, not a curated record
CGCUUUAGGCCCCCCUCGCUGAGGAGAGGAAGGAGACGCGGCGCUCUCGGAACCGCCUUCCAGAGUCGGCGAUGGCGACUCCAUGCCGGACCCCUCCGCCCGGGCUGCUGCUGCUGCUCCUGGCGCUGAUGGACGGAGGCGGCGGGGCCGGAGGCGGAGGCUCCUCUGCGCUGCCCGCCGGCUGCAAGCAGGACGGAGGCGGCGGCGGCGGCGGCCGCCCCAGGAGCAGCAAGCCCUCGCCGCCGGCCGAAGCGGGAGGAGGAGGAGGAGGAGGAGGGAAGGUGGUCUGUAGCAGCCUGGAGCUGGCCCACGUCCUGCCUCCCGACGCGCUGCCCAACAGGACGGUCACCCUGAUUCUGAGCAACAAUAAAAUAUCAGGAUUGAAGAAUGGAUCCUUCACUGGAUUAAGUUUUCUUGAACGAUUGGACCUCAAGAACAAUCUCAUUAGCGUUAUAGAUCCAGGAGCUUUUGUAGGACUUUCGUCUCUAAAAAGAUUAGACUUAACGAACAACCAGAUAGGUUGCCUGAAUGCAGAUAUAUUUAAAGGACUUGCAAACCUCAUUAGACUGAAUCUUUCAGGAAAUUUGUUUUCAUCGCUUGCGCAAGGAACAUUUGAUCAUCUAACUUCACUGAAGUCUCUAGAAUUUCAGACUGAUUAUCUCCUGUGCGAUUGUAAUAUGUUGUGGAUGCAACAGUGGUUGCAAGAAAGAAAUAUAACUGUUCGUGAGACCAGAUGUGCUUAUCCUAAGUCGCUGCAGGCGCAACCCAUUUUGAGUGUUAAGCAGGGGCUUCUAACAUGUGAUCCCCCUCUGGAAUUACCAUCUUUCUACAUGACUCCCUCUCAUCGUCAGGUUGUAUUUGAAGGAGAUAGUUUGCCCUUCCAGUGCAUGGCUUCAUAUAUUGACCAGGACAUGCAGGUUCUAUGGUAUCAGGAUGGGAAGAUCGUUGAAACUGAUGAAUCCCAAGGAAUUUUUGUUGAAAAAAACAUGAUUCAUAACUGCUCACUCAUUGCAAGUGCCCUGACCAUCUCAAAUAUUCAGGCUGGAUCUACUGGAAACUGGGGGUGUCAUGUGCAUACCAGACGUGGGAAUAAUUCAAGGACUAUUGACAUUGUGGUACUGAACAGCUCUGCACAGUACUGUCCACCGGAAAGGGUUGUCAACAAUAAAGGCGACUUCAGGUGGCCCCGAACAUUGGCAGGCAUUACUGCAUACCUGCUGUGCACUCGUUACUCGGCUGGCAGUGGGAUAUAUACUGGCAACUCUCAGGAUGAGAAAAGAGCUUGGCGCAGAUGUGAUAGAGGAGGAUUCUGGGCUGGAGAGGAUUACUCUCGCUGCCAAUAUGCAAAUGAUGCCACUCGAGUCCUGUAUAUGUUUAAUCAGAUGCCCUUGAACCUCACAAACGCUGUAGCAACAGCUCGGCAGCUAUUAGCUUAUACUGUUGAAGCAGCAAACUUUUCUGACAAAAUGGAUGUUAUUUUUGUGGCUGAAAUGAUAGAAAAAUUUGCCAGAUUUGCUGAAAAAUACAAAGAGCUUGGUGAUGUGAUGGUUGAUAUUGCAAGUAAUAUAAUGCUCGCUGAUGAACACAUCUUGUGGAUGGCGCAGAGGGAAGCCAAAGCAUGCACUCGAAUUGUACAGUGCUUGCAAAGGAUUGCUACGUACCGGCUAGCUAAUGGGGCUCAAGUUUAUUCAACGUACUCUCCCAAUAUUGCCAUGGAAGCUUAUGUAAUAAAAGGUUCUGGCUUCACUGGAAUGACCUGCACUGUGUUCCAGAAAGUGGCUGCAACUGACCGCACAGGAAUGCCUGACUAUGGGCGAAGAGAUUUGGAUGGAAGUCUUGAUAAGCAGCUGGGCUUUAAGUGCAAUGUCUCGAAUACAUUGUCAAGCCUGGCACUUAAGAACACUAUUGUGGAGGCCUCUAUACAAUUGCCACCUGCUCUUUUUUCACAAAAGCGUAAAAGAGAAAUCAGGCCAACAGAUGACACUGUCUACAAGCUUCAACUUAUUGCAUUCCGGAAUGGGAAACUUUUCCCAGCAACGGGCAAUUCAACAACCUUAGCUGCUGACAGAAAACGUCUCAGUGUGGUGACACCAGUUAUCCUCACCAAAAUAGAUGGCUUAAGCCUACCCCAUCAGCACAUUCCAAUUAAUGUGACUUUACGGCGCAUUGCACAUGGAGCAGAUGCUGUGGCAGUACAGUGGGACUUUGAUUUGCUGAAUGGACAAGGAGGUUGGAAAUCAGAUGGGUGCCACAUUCUUUCUUCAGAUGAAAACGUCACUACUAUACAGUGCUACUCGCUUAGUAACUAUGCAGUCUUGAUGGAUUUGACAAGAUAUGCCCAGUCAGUUGACCUUCUACAUCCAGUUAUCUAUGUCUCUGCCGUGAUUCUCCUGAUGUGCCUCUUGAUAAUCAAAAUUAGCUACAUAUAUCACCACAGUGUCAUCAGGAUCAGCCUUAAAAGCUGGCAUAUGUUAGUUAACCUCAGCUUCCAUAUUUUCCUGACAUGUGUGAUGUUUGUUGGAGGCAUAACCCAGAGCAAAAAUGCUAGCAUCUGCCAAGCUGUUGGGAUAAUCCUGCAUUAUUCUACACUUUCUACAUUACUGUGGAUGGGAGUCACUUCUAGGAACAUCUAUAAGCAAGUCACUAGGAAAGUGAAGAGGUGUCAAGAUCCUGAUGAACCACCACCACCUCCUAGGCCAAUGCUGAGGUUCUACCUAAUUGGUGGAGGAAUCCCCAUCAUAGUUUGUGGGAUAACAGCUGCUGCAAAUAUAAGGAAUUAUGGAAACAGACCUAACUCGGCUUAUUGUUGGAUGGCAUGGGAACCAAGCUUGGGAGCUUUUUACGGACCUGCCAGCUUCAUCGUUUUCGUAAACUGCAUGUAUUUUCUCAGCAUAUUUAUACAACUGAAAAGGCACCCUGAGCGUAAAUUUGAGCUUAAAGAGCCAGCUGAGGAGCAGCAGCGUUUAGCAACCAAUGAACAUGGCAACCUGAACCAUCAAGAUUCAAUGUCUGUGUCUCUGGUUUCCACUUCAGCUUUGGAAAAUGAACAUAGUUUCCAUGCACAGCUUGUGGGUGUGAGCCUCACUUUAUUUCUCUAUGUGGCUCUGUGGAUUUUGGGGGCCUUUGCUGUUUCUUUAUAUUAUCCUUUGGAUUUGGUUUUUAGUUGCUUUUUUGGAGUCAUGUGUCUAAGCCUUAGUGCUUUUCUAAUAAUACAUCAUUGCAUUAACAGAGAAGAUGUCAGACAUGCUUGGAUAACAACCUGCUGCCCUGGAAGGACCACAUACUCAGUACAGGUUAAUAUUCAGCCCUCUUCCAGUGCAAAUGGGACAAAUGGAGAACCUGCCAAAUGCACCAAUAGCAGUGCGGAGUCGUCAUGCACCAAUAAAAGUGCAUCAAGCUUAAAAAAUUCUUCUCAAGGUUGUAAACUAACUAACAUACAGGCUGCAGCAGCGCAGUGUCCUCCGGGCUCCUUAGCACUGAACACCGGCCCUCCACUUGAUAACAGUCUUACUGAACACUCAGUAGACAAUGAGAUCAAAAUGCAUGUGGCCCCUUUAGAGGUACCUUUACGGACAAAUGGCCACCCAGGCCGCCAUCACAAAAACAGGAGUAAAGGACACCGUGCCAGCAGACUGACGGUCUUGCGCGAGUAUGCUUAUGAUGUUCCCACUAGUGUAGAAGGAAGCAUCCAAAAUGGCGUACCUAAAACUCGUCAAAGUAUCAGCGAAGGCCAUUCAAGGAGCCGAAGAGCUUAUCUGGCCUACAGAGAACGGCAGUAUAACCAGUCCCAGCAAGACAGCAGUGACGCUUGUAGCACUCUUCAAAAAGGCCACAGAAAUACUGAAAAGACAGUGCCAGCAAACUUCAAAAAGGAUGUACUGAGAAAACCAAUAGUGGUUGAGCUGGAAGGGCAGCAGAAGUCCUACGGUUUGAAUUUAGCUGUCCAGAACGGGCCACUGAAAAGCAGUGCCCAGGAUGGGACAUUACUCAGUGCUGACAGCACUGGCAAUAUCAGGACUGGGUUGUGGAAACAUGAAACUACUGUGUAGUGCUACUGGACAUCCUUGAAAGGAUUUAAAAGGAGCAUUCCUUUUAUGCUAGGAAUAAUUUCCCACAGUUUACAAAAAUGAGUACUUUGAAUUGGGAGACUAUUGGGGAAGGGUGACUGGCCAUGUGAAAAUAUUUUAUACUUUUUUGAAGUAUAGCUGUGACAUUUUUACAAAGACCUGUUGCUCUUCUGCGAAUCUUCCAUUAUCAGGUUCUGUUUUGAGGUACAGAAUUGGACACUUAAUGUUUAUUUUUACAUGUAACAUUCUCUCUUAGGUACGUCCAACACAUUUCACUUUUAUAUUUAAAUACGUAAAAUAAAUAAUUUUCUCUACAA